GUCGCAAGAGCUCAUUCCUGCCCGCACCACACCAAUUGCCCGCAGCAAGCCUCACUAAAGCUUUCUAAGCACGCUUGCGCUCUUUGUUCCGCCGAUUCCCGACAACGACAUCAUCGGCGCGUCCUCUGACCCUCACAGCUACCCCUCCUCUUCCAAGCCCGCAACUCCGGACAGCCUCCCAUCAGAUACACGUCCACCAUGUCGUCCGACGUCGUAAAGACCGCCAAGCAGCUCGACACCAUGAGCAUUUCUCCAUACGGGCCCGCGAGGGCAACCGUCAACGAGAAAACGCUCAGCGACGACGAGGUCCGCAAGAUGUCCGACUAUUUCUACGCGACAAUGUACCUCUGCUUGGGAAUGAUCUAUCUGAAGGAGAACCCGCUUCUGCGCGAGCCUCUCUCGACCGACCACAUCAAGCGACGACUGCUCGGUCACUGGGGUUCCGACGCCGGCCAGAGCUUCACCUACAUUCACAUGAACCGCCUGAUCAAGAAGUACGACCUGGAUGCCAUCUUCAUUUCCGGUCCCGGCCACGGUGCUCCCGCCGUCCUCUCGAACUCGUAUCUUGAGGGCGUGUACUCCGAAAUCUAUCCCGACAAGAGCGAAGAUGUGGACGGAAUGAGGCGCUUCUUCAAGCAAUUCUCUUUCCCAGGCGGUAUCGGAUCACAUGCAACGCCCGAGACCCCCGGCAGUAUCCACGAGGGUGGUGAGCUUGGCUACUCAGUAUCGCACGCCUUCGGCACCGUCUUUGAUCAUCCCGACCUGAUCGCUCUCACAAUGGUAGGCGACGGUGAGGCAGAAACCGGCCCGCUCGCUGCCAGCUGGCAUUCAACCAAGUUCCUCAACCCCAUCACCGACGGAGCUGUUCUUCCAGUCCUCCACCUCAAUGGCUACAAGAUCAACAACCCCACUGUGCUCGCCCGAAUCACCCACAGGGAGCUCGAAGCUCUCUUCAUCGGUUACGGAUGGACGCCUUUCUUCGUCGAGGGCAGUGACCUUCCAACUAUGCACCAGGCCAUGGCAAGCACGCUAGAGAAAUGUGUGACGGAGAUCAAAGCCAUCCAGAAGCAGGCUCGAGAAUCUGGCAAGGCUUUCAGGCCUCUCUGGCCCAUGAUUGUCCUGCGUACGCCAAAGGGCUGGACAGGCCCACGGAAGAUCGAUGGCCACUUCUUGGAAGGCUUCUGGCGCUCCCACCAGGUUCCCAUCACCGGUAUCGUUGGCAAUAAGCCGAAGCUGCUGCAGCUCGAGGACUGGAUGAAGAGCUACAAGCCCGAGAAGCUCUUUGACGAGUCUGGCACGCUCAUUCCAGAACUCAAGGAGCUCGCGCCUACCGGCAACAGGAGAAUGAGCGCAAACCCGGUCGCCAAUGGUGGUAUUCUUCGCCGCAAGCUGCAUCUGCCUGAUUGGCGUGACUAUUGCGUGGAUGUGAAGAAGAAUGGCACCCAGAUGUGGGGCAGUAUGAAUCAGUUCGCUACAUACCUCAGGGAUAUCGUCAAGAAGAACCCGACCCAUUUCCGCGUUUUUGGCCCGGAUGAGACUGAGUCGAACAAGAUGGGUGUCAUCUACGAAGCAGGCAAGAAGGUCUGGAUGGGCGAUUACUUCGACGAGGAUGCGGAUGGUGGUAAUCUCGCCUAUGCAGGCAGGGUGAUGGAAAUCCUUUCCGAACACACUUGCGAGGGCUGGCUCGAAGGCUACGUCCUCUCCGGCCGACACGGUAUGCUCAACAGCUACGAGCCGUUCAUCCACGUCAUCGAUUCCAUGGUCAACCAGCACUGUAAGUGGUUGGAGAAGUGCCUCGAGGUUGACUGGAGGGUGAAGGUCGCUUCGCUGAACAUCCUCCUUACUGCGACCGUCUGGCGACAGGACCAUAAUGGCUUCACGCACCAGGAUCCCGGCUUCCUCGACGUGGUUGCCAACAAGAGUCCCGAGGUCGUCCGUAUCUAUCUGCCACCUGAUGCGAACUGCUUCCUAUCAACGAUGGACCACUGCUUCCGCAGUGCCAACUACGUCAACGUCAUCGUGGCCGACAAGCAAGAACAUCUUCAAUUUCUGGACAAGGAAGAAGCCAUCGCACACUGCACAAAGGGUGCUGGCAUCUGGAAAUGGGCGAGCAACGACCAAGGUGAAGAGCCCGACGUCGUCAUGGCCUCUUGCGGUGAUGUCGUGACCCACGAAGCCCUCGCUGCCACGGCCCUCCUCCGCCAGUACUUCCCAGACCUCAAAAUCCGGUUCGUCAACGUGGUCGAUCUCUUUAGGCUCAUUCCCGAGAGCGAGCACCCACAUGGCAUGUCAGAUCGGGAAUUCAAGUCUCUCUUCACCGAGGACAAGCCCUGCAUCUUCAACUUCCACUCGUAUCCAUGGCUCAUUCACCGCUUGACCUACAGGCGGAAGGGUCAACACAACCUGCAUGUGCGCGGAUACAAGGAGAAGGGCAACAUCGAUACGCCUCUAGAGCUGGCCAUCCGCAACAGCACUGAUCGGUUCAGCUUGGCUAUCGAUGCUAUCGACCGCAUUCCCGGGCUUGGUAACAAGGGCACGACAGCGCGCGAGGAGCUAUUGAACCAGCAGAUCAAGGCCGCUAACUAUGCGUUCCACGAGGGUAUGGAUCCGUCGGAGCUGACGAAUUGGGUGUGGCCGUUCUAAAGAAAAAAAGAAUUCCCUUAUUCUAUCAUGGUUGGAUAGAUUGAUUGGGUCUUGGGUGG
Molecule: messenger RNA, 2702 nt
Organism: Trematosphaeria pertusa
Lineage: Eukaryota; Fungi; Ascomycota; Dothideomycetes; Pleosporales; Trematosphaeriaceae
Product: D-xylulose 5-phosphate/D-fructose 6-phosphate phosphoketolase
Exons: 3
Coding region: 199-2643 (814 amino acids)
Biological process (GO): carbohydrate metabolic process
Molecular function (GO): aldehyde-lyase activity
Source: RefSeq, a predicted model, not a curated record